GUCCUUGACUAAGCUUGCGAAAAGAAAUUUAUAGACGUUCAUGAUAAAUAACAUGUGAUAGUUCAAAAUCAAUAUCGACGGGGAUUAAUACACUUUGGUCACUCUAGUUGUUACUACUUGCUACGCAUGCAAUUUAUAUGGUGGUUCUACAAAAAGAAUCAUGGUGGCCGAUCCGAUAGGUGCCUACCUGCAGAGCUCUCUGUCCAAGCACAGCAGCAAUGGAGGGCAGCAGGCGGCCAUACUGCAGUCCAAACUGCAGGCGUCUGCGAAGCGCGCGCUGCUCACCCGUGUUGAGUUCGAGCCGGCCGAGAAGCAGCACAGCCACAUGUUGCAGACGCUGCAGAACAAAUACAUCGUGCUCGGGGAGCGAGACUACGCGGCGCAGGGCGCCAACGGAGCGGCAAACGGAGCGGCCAACGGUGCCGCCAACGGAGUGGCAAACGGCUCGGCCACUCCCGUCGGCUCCAGCCGCCCCCAACCGCCGGUGGUCCUCAGUAAAAAGUCUGACCUGAAGCUGGGCUGGGGCAACAGCAGCUACCCCACCGGCGCCGGCAUGGUCAACAUGGGCAACACGUGCUACCUCAACUCGAGUCUCCAGGCUCUGUUUCACGCCCCCGGCCUGGUCCGCUGGCUGCUGGAGGACGGAAGGCACGCCGCCCGCUGUUCGGGCGCCGACCAGUGUACAGUGUGCUCGAUGGCGCGGACCCUCCGCUCCACACACCAGAGACAGGGAGGCGUCGUCAAACCCAUACUCAUCUACUCCAAACUGAAACUGAUCUGCAAGCACUUCAUCCACGGCCGUCAGGAGGAUGCCCACGAGUUUGUGCGCCACCUGCUGGACAGCAUGCAACGCUGCCACCUGGCGGCGCUGCGCGCAACUAAGCUCGACAACCUUAGCAAGGAGACGACGCCGCUCAACCACCUGUUUGGCGGCUACCUGAAGACACAGGUGACGUGUCUGCGGUGCCAGCACGCGUCCCGCACGUUCCAGCACUUCCAGGACCUGCUGGUGGAUGUCAGACAGGUAUCAACGGUGGACGACGCUCUGCACUUGUACUUCAAAAAGGAGCGGCUAGAUGGCGCUGACUACAAAUGCGAACGAUGCCGAAUGAAGGUGCCCGCCACAAAGAAGUUCUUCAUCGACGAGGCGCCUUUGAUAUUGUGCAUACAGCUGAAAAGGUUCAGCCUGGGUGGAGGGAAGAUCACCAAGCACCUAGCGUUUCCCAACAAACUGAACGUGACCAGGUUCAUGACGCGACCUCCGACACAGGGACAGGUGGUCUACUCGCUGGUGUCCCUGAUCAACCACAUGGGCCCGUCGCAGAACUGCGGCCACUACACGGCCAUGGCCAAGGCCGCCAACGGACAGGUGUACCUCUUCGACGACGCCUCGGUGCGUAUGACGUCACUGAGCAACAUGCUGUCCACCAAUGCCUACGUGCUGAUGUACGAGAUGACGGGAUCCACGCGACAGCUGCUGCUCGGUCACUCGCCAGGAGCGCCGGCCACAGAGACGAACCGCGCGGCCUCCCCGCCCCCUCCUCCUCCGCCUCCUCCCCCGCCGCCGGUUCGGGCCCCGUCAGCCCCAGCCGCGACCACCCCGCUACAGCCGAACGCCGCGCUGACCAACGCCGCCAACAGGUCUCGGAUCUCGUUCACGAUGACGUCACCGGCCAUCGUGGUGAAGCGCCCUCUUCCUGGCAACAAGUCGGCUGUGCUGGGCCGGGCGGCCACCGCGCCUGCCGCCCCCGCCCCUGCCCCCGCCCCAGCCGCCGCCGGCGGUGGUGCCACCAAAGCAGCGCCUCUGGUGCCCUAUGGCACGGGCGACUCGGCUUCCGACGACUCGGAUUCUGAGAACCGCGCCGCCGGUCCUGCCAAGGGCUCUGCGACCUCCUCAGCUCCUGCGCCUCCGGCGGCUUCGUCAGCUGGUUCGACAGCUAAGGGGUUGGCGGCGACCACAGCAGCGUCAGCAGGUUCAGGAGCGGCAGUCAAGAAGCCGGCAGCUUUAGCCUCCCCGGCGACUCCUGCACGAGUUCUGGGAGAGCGGCAGCCCCGCGCGCCAGCGGCCACCUCACCCUGGCUGGUGAAAGAGGUGCCCGCGGUGCCGGGCUCGCCUUCUCUACACAGUGAGGAGAGUGCGACCAGCCACGGGAGUGUCGGAUGCACCAGUCCCUGGCUCGUUACUGAGAAGGAGGGCGGCCCGGCGGUGCCUCUGAAGGCGGACCCCACCCCGCCCGGCUGGAAGGUCACCCCGCUACCCGCCAGGUCACCGCAGAGUGACACCUUUGACCCGAGGUCAGAGGUGCGGCCCUCGCCUCCGCCUAUACGCAGGGCUGGCAGCGUCGACUCCCCGGACGGGCCGCGGCAUAUCCUCAGCAAGAUCUCGCGCAAGCUGAAGACCCUGACGUCUCGCCCGGAGAAGCGGGCGCUGGGUGAAGACGUCGGGAGGCCGGCCAAGCGGCCCCGCCCCGCCCCCGCCCCCGCCGACAGCGGGGCGGGGCGGAAAGUGGGCAACAGCGUCUUCUUUGAUGAGCAAGAGAACAGUGCGGCAACACCGGCCGACUCUGUGGCAAACGGCGCCACAGCGGCGGCAAACGACGGCGCAGCGGUGGCGAACGGCGACGCAGCGCCGGCAGAAGCGGUGCGCCCGCCCGGCCGCUCUAUGCCCCUGGUGACACCGGAUGGACUGCAGGACUGCGGAUCAGGUGACGGUGCCGCGCUGGCCUCGGCCCCGGCCGGCCCGAUCCCGCAGAAGGAACACGUGGUGAACGGAGAGAAGGAACACAAAGCCAAGGCGCCUUCGGACAGUGCUAGGUCGUCUGAAGUGGACUCGAAGUCGUCAGUUGGGAGUUCAGCGUGUUCAGGAUCGACAAAGGCACGGUCUGAACAUGUGGAAUCGCUCAAUGGGGAGAGACAUAAAAGGGACUCACACAUGCACAAGAAAGACAAGAGUCGCGGGUUGGGUGACCGGGGAGAAGUCUCAGCACCGGGAAGUCGAUCUACUUCCUCGGAGAGGCUCUCCCCACCAUCGGAAAGACCGAAAUCUUCCGAAAAAUCGAAAUCAUCAGACAGGUGUAAAUCCUCCGAAAGAUCUGACCGAUCGAAAUCUUCCGAAAGAUCAGAUAAAUCAAAAUCAUCGGACAGCUCAAAAUCGUCGGACAGAUCCAAAUCAUUAGAACGAACCAAGCCAUCUGACCGACCGGCCUCUUCAGUUCGUGAUCGGCCCGCCGCCUUCACGAAGCCUUCCUGGCGUUCGGGGUCUCAGGACUCUGGGCUUUCGCCUACCAAGCGGUCUGAGCGUCCUCACCACAGACACCAGGAGCGUCAGUACAGGAGGAGGAGUCGCUCCUCGUCCUCCUCCUCCUCUGAGGACGACAGGAGGAGGAGGCCGUCCUCCGCACCGGCCGCGGCCGGAGGAGGAGGGGGAGGGGAUGCGCUGGCGUUCCUCACUUCGGGAGCCGGACUGACAGGAUACGGACGAGAUGUGACCACGUGGUCUGGAGAGAGGCCCGGCCUGGAGAGAGAGCGGGAGAGGGACAGAGAGGAGCGGCGACGACGGGAAGAGCUGGACGAGUACAAUGACGAGCUGGACGCUGGACGGGUGAAGAAGGUGCGCGGUCACCGGGAGCGUCCCGUUCUCGACCACAACCCGUUCCAGCGGCUGCAGGAGGACCGUCGCCGGGAGCCGGGCGGUCGGGAGAGGGACCGCAGUCCGUCCCGACACCGGAGGGACAGGAGGGACCGCCGGCGCGACGACCGGGACCGGCACAGACACCGCCACCAGCGCCGCGACAGCCGAGACAGGGUCUCCCGGUGAUGGGUGCAGAUUGGAAAUACAUCGAGACAGUUAGGAAGAGAGAAGGUCAGUUGGUGGAAGUGAUUGCUGACGGGUGACGGAAUACAUCAGGAAGGUUAGAAAGAAAGAGAGAGGGUCAGUCGGUGGAAAUGAGAGCGGACGGGCGCUGAUAUACAUCGAGAGAAGUUGAGUCGGUGGAAGUAAUGGAUGACAGCUAUGAUCACCACGUCAAGAAGUCUCGCAGUUCUAAUAAUGUCCAGCAUGUCGGCACGAGGGCCUCUCUUUGAUGGCUGACGAGCGCAGAGAGCCCCCUGCCUGCCUGUCUGCCUGCCUGUCUGCCUGACGGGCAGACGGGCAGAUGGGUGAUUGAAGUACGCCGAGCGGAAUGAGUGGAUUUGGACGAGCUGCAGCAGCCGGAUCCAAAGCUGAUCAGUAACGAGACAGAUCGGCAACGAUACAGGUUUGAAGAGCUUUGUGCCGCCGAGUGUGCGGCAGUUGAGUGAGGUGGAGUGUAUCAGCUCCUAUCGCGGGAUUCUGCGUAGGUCGAGUGCUGGUGAUGAUUACAGCGAGCGGCAUUGUUAGGCUGGAAUGGCACGCUCAGAAGUGUUGGUGGAAAAGUCAGAGGUGAUGGUCGUUUGUCGUUGUGAGCUGGUCUGGGAAGCUGGCAGGGAUGAAGCGAUCGCUGUAUAUCAGUGAACAGAACGGAGGGAUGUCCGCUGGCUCGCUGUGUGCCGUGGGGAGCACGGAUAAGCCUGACAUGCGAAGGCAUUGAAGACCAGCCACGUAAUGGAACGUUGCGGCAUUUGCACGACGUUUUGACGGCAUGAGCUCACGGGCAGACUGCGUCAGUGGAUGUGAUUAAUGCUAGAAAAAUCUUUGCGGAUCCAGCCGCCCGUGUCACUAUACUGACAGCGUCGCGUCGGUCGCCUCUGCAAAGCCCCAUCACCUGUCAUCCACAGUUAGUCAGUGAGGGCUGACAUCCCGCGAUUUUGAGACUGAUCAGACUGUAACGGGAGUGAGUUGCCCCGGGCGUUUGAACUCGAUCGCCUCAUUAACUGUACCGAUUCAUGUUGAGCAUGAAUCAUUGGAGCCACGUGGUAGCUCUCUGUGGGUGAAAGCCACGUGCGAGGGCGACUUUUUUCACGGCAUAUUCUCGUGGAAGAACGGUUGUGUGUCUCAUGUGUGCUGGCAUAAGUGUUGAAUGCAGUUGACAUUCGCCGACUGGCAAAAGAAAUCGUUUGCCAAACGCGGGCUAUGGGGGCAUUGUGGUGGUGGUUUGCAACUGUUUGUUGUUUUACGUGUUUUCAUCGACAAAAGUGGCGACCGUAUGUAAGACUGGGCUACGUUGCGAUGUUUGUUGAGCUCUGACGUGCGGUGCGAUGUGGUGUUUGUUUCAGGGCGAAGUGUUUGUGAUCAGUCCGAGGCAGUCACCGCUGUCUCGUGAAAUGUGAUCUGGGAGGGGAAGGACAGACUGAAUGAAGAGAAGGGUAACGAUAUGCGCCGGGUCAACUGCAAGAGGUGUGGCAACUUGGAGUGGUUUUCGCGGUCGUGUGCUUCGCUGCGAUGGCCAGUGAAUGUUGGGACGGUUUGAGCCGGUAUGGCACUAAGUAUGGGCGAAGUACACUGACAGGUUCAAAUCUUCCACAUCCACUACUUCCGGCGUUACGAAACGGGCCAUGAAGACUUACAGCGGACGACAAAGCGAAAAGGCAGUGUGGUUUAGGAAUAUUUGUGUUUGCUUGUAGGCGCUGUCUUGUGUUUUGAUAUCGAUAAUCUUACAAAUGGGUCUGUUUGGGUAUUUUUGGCGGUGAACUACGCGAGAAACGCUGCAUCCGGGUUCAUUGGCGUCUCUCGUUGGCGUCGGCGUAGAUCACUGUGUGGUUCUACCAGCUGUCUCGCCGUUUUCGAUACGUUUUGCUGACAAGUCAAGCUCGGUCGGACGAGGUAAAGCGUUUGCGGUAGUUGUUUUCUGGUUGAUUGCCCGGCUCUGGUGAGCUCAGUGAGAGUUUGGAGGGAGUUUGGUCACAUGCCGGGCUGACGCCUUGUCUGACUGCUGCCUCUCCCUUCCUUGGAGGGCAGAGGUUUGAUGUGUUUCAUAAGAUUGUGACGGAAAUAUGUGACUUCACAUAUGUAGUUUGAAGUCCUCAUCGUGUGAAUGAAUUGUGUGGAAAAGAAAAUCGUGAUGGGAGUUGA
Messenger RNA from Amphibalanus amphitrite, 5989 nucleotides. RefSeq names its product ubiquitin carboxyl-terminal hydrolase 36-like. Gene Ontology annotation, molecular function: cysteine-type deubiquitinase activity; cysteine-type endopeptidase activity. Gene Ontology annotation, biological process: protein deubiquitination; regulation of apoptotic process. NCBI's taxonomy places the organism in Eukaryota, Metazoa, Arthropoda, Thecostraca, Balanomorpha, Balanidae. The transcript is spliced from 18 exons. The coding region runs from base 161 to 3817 and encodes 1218 amino acids. Gene Ontology annotation, cellular component: cytosol; nucleus. The record is from RefSeq and is a predicted model, not a curated record.